Messenger RNA from Scatophagus argus, 3830 nucleotides. It is a transcript of the gene slc7a5, whose product is annotated as solute carrier family 7 member 5. Gene Ontology annotation, molecular function: neutral L-amino acid transmembrane transporter activity; L-amino acid transmembrane transporter activity. Gene Ontology annotation, cellular component: membrane. The record is from RefSeq and is a predicted model, not a curated record. Gene Ontology annotation, biological process: amino acid transmembrane transport; neutral amino acid transport. NCBI's taxonomy places the organism in Eukaryota, Metazoa, Chordata, Actinopteri, Scatophagidae. The transcript is spliced from 10 exons. Bases 277 to 1842 code for a protein of 521 amino acids.
AGAUCUAAAAGCAGGGGCUGGACUUGACUGAGGAGGGCAGUCAUGACAAUUUCUCAUGAUCCUUUGUGCACGGGUAGUAGAGCGAAGAGGAGACACGUUACACUGAGUCACUCAGACAGAGACGACGUGAACUCCUCGUGGCUGAAACCGACCGGCAAUUUGACUACAAGCCUAACUGAGGGGAAGCACACACAGGCGACAGAGGGGAAUAAGGCGGCAAAGUGGGACGCGUGUGUCUCCCGAGUGAGGAAGAAGAAAUAGAGAACAAAAUCAGCGAUGUCGGGGUUGAAAAAGAGAAAUUCAAAUUCCUCGGCAGACAGGGAGGAGGACAAGCAGGUCAUGGAAAAGAUGCUGGACAGCGGCGGGGAUAAGGUGAACUCCAACCAGGGUGGAGCACCGGGAAGCGACGCCAAGAGCCCCAACAACGCCUCCGAAGAAAAGGAAGGGGUCGCCCUGAAGAGAACAAUCACCCUGGUGAACGGCGUGGCCAUCAUCGUGGGCACCAUCAUAGGCUCGGGCAUCUUCAUCACACCCACCGGCGUGGUGAAAGAAGCCGGCUCGGUGGGUCUAUCGCUGGUAGUGUGGACAGUGUGUGGGGUGUUCUCCACGGUGGGAGCCCUUUGCUACGCGGAGCUGGGGACCACCAUCUCAAAGUCUGGCGGAGACUAUGCCUACAUCCUGGAGGUGUACGGCUCCCUACCGGCUUUCCUCAAACUCUGGAUCGAGUUGCUCAUCAUUCGGCCGUCCUCGCAGUACAUCGUCGCCUACGUUUUCGCCACCUACCUCAUCAAGCCCCUGUUCCCCGUGUGUGCGGUGCCGGAGAAUGGGGCCAAGCUUGUGGCCUGCCUGUGCAUACUCUUGUUGACGUUUGUAAACUGCUACAGUGUGAAGGCAGCCACCAGAGUACAGGACUUCUUUGCUGCAGCAAAGCUGCUGGCACUUGGACUGAUCAUCAUCAUCGGCUUUGUCAAGAUUGGCCAAGGUGAUACAGACAUGCUUCUUCCAGAAAAUUCCUUCAAGGGGUCCAAAUAUGAGUUUGGUAGCAUAGGCCUCGCACUCUACAGCGGUCUGUUCGCCUACGGUGGCUGGAACUACUUGAAUUUUGUCACUGAGGAGAUGAUUGAGCCUUACAAAAACCUUCCUCGUGCCAUCAUCAUCUCUUUGCCCAUUGUGACGGCGGUGUAUGUACUGACCAACUUGGCUUAUUUUACCACCCUCUCCACUGAUCAGAUGCUCAACUCAGAGGCUGUGGCUGUGGAUUUUGGUAACAGACACCUGGGUCCAAUGGCGUGGAUCAUCCCAGUGUUUGUAGGUCUGUCCUGCUUUGGAUCAGUCAAUGGCUCUUUGUUCACAUCAUCCAGGUUGUUCUUUGUGGGUUCCCGGGAGGGUCACCUGCCCAGUCUGCUGUCAAUGAUCCACCCUAACCUGCUCACCCCACUGCCUUCGCUUCUGUUCACUUGCUUGAUGACACUGCUCUACGCCUUCUCCAACGACAUCUACUCCGUCAUAAACUUCUUCAGCUUCUUCAACUGGCUCUGCAUCGCCAUGGCAAUCGUCGGGAUGAUGUGGCUUCGUUACAAAAAGCCAGAACUGGAGCGACCGAUCAAGGUGAAUAUUCUCCUGCCGGUAAGUUUUGUGCUGGCCUGUCUCUUCCUCAUCAUCGUCUCCUUCUGGAAGACUCCGAAGGAGUGUGCGAUCGGCUUCGGCAUCAUUGCUACCGGCGUCCCUGUCUACUUACUCGGUGUGUAUUGGAAGACCAAACCCCAGUGGCUGUUGCAAGGAAUCUUCUCAACUACAGCCUUCUGUCAGAAGGUGAUGGAGGUGGUGCCUCAGGAGUCCUAAAAGCGAGUGGCCAUUCAGGUUGACCACUGAGCUCUGACAACCCAGCUGAUGAAACUCUGUUGACCCGCCACUCUGUCUCUCUCUCUCUCUCUUUCUCUCUCUCUCUCACUCCCACACAUACACACUCCCUGUCUGCUUGGUGCUGAUAAGGACCUGAUGAAGACAGAAACAUCUAUAUGUUUGAGACUACUGUGUGUGCAACUGUUUUUGUUUUGUUACUGACAUUUUUGCAGAUGUUAUGUUGAGUAUGGAUUGUUUUCAGUCACUGACUAUCCGUUCUAGGUUGUUAUGUGUUGUUGUUGUUUUUUAUGAUGCAUUUCAAUGAAUUGUUUUUAUUUUUUGUGAAUAUGUUCAUGUACAGGAACCCUCCUCAUCAGAACUCUGUUGUAAUUUAGCAAGUUGUGCCUUAUGUGACAAAUGAAGGUGUACCUUUCAGCUGUGGCAUGGGUUGUCAGUUGGUAGUUUAAGACUGUGGUCAGCUUAGACACUGUCCUGUGAACAGCUUGAAAAAGAGCUCUCGCGAGUUAAAACCAUUUGAAGCCAGGAGUUUUUUAUCUCCUAGAGUUGGGGUUAACAAGUUUUGUCAGGUGUUCAUGAAGGAUACUUUUGGUCCUGCUCUCAUUACAAAGCUCCUUUAGUUAAAAGUCUCAUGUUGUCUGUGUUGUUGCACAGUGCAGCAUGUCUGUCACGGUAACACAUGUGACCACCAGUGUCUGGUGUCUGUGGAGUGUUAGCCCAUCCUUUCUCUUGUUUUUGUGAUACUUUGCCAUUAGGAAGUCAUCUGUACUGCUGGUGAGCGAAGUUGAGCUUGGUGGGUUCUUAUUUAGUGUCAUGUUUUACUUUCAUCAGUCAGCCAAAUUAUAGACCUGCACAUGGGUAGUCAGUGGGUUAAGUUUACUUUGAAGUUAAUUUUUCUCUUAAGUCUUUGUUGAAAGUCUACUUACAUUACAUAUUAAUGUCUAAAGCAUAAACAUAAUACUGUGAGCUGAUGUCAUCUCACUGGAUUUGUGACAUUAAUUGCUAACAUGAACAUGAAAUCGUAUUUAGACUGUCACUGAAAAGUGGGUCAUAGUUUCAAAGUAUGGUCUGUUUUUUUGUGCUGCUGGUUAUUUUUUGGGUCAGUGAUCUCAUUUUCACUGUGGAUCAAUAUCUCUGCCAUUAAAACUCCAUUGUGCUGAGGGUGCUUAGGAGACAAUGUUUCAGUCUGUAUCCUAAAGCCAAUGAACUUUCCACACAGUGUCAGGGUAGAGCAGAGGGACUGUGUGUGUGUGUAGGUGGUGGUGGGUCUGUAUUAGGGAUUCAGUCAAUUUCUCGUAUCAUUUACUUUUACAGACACUAACAGGCGCUUGUGACAAUUACAUGUACAAUACUCUAUCACACAGUGUGUGUGUGUGUGUGUGUGUGUAUUUGGUGAAAGGUCAAAGAAGAUAAUACAAGUUGACAAACAACUGUGUGCUUCAGUCUGGAGAGAGAGCAAAUGGGAAAUUGAUUUAUUUUUGUUUUAUGGUGGGGCUGUGUUGAACGUGGUUGAAGAACAUCACAUUGUCACAUCACAGUAUGAACUUUUAUGUAACUUUUUAUUUCUCAUUCUCAUGUUUUGUUUUAACUUGUCCAUGCACAGAGACUGUUAGUGCUGCGUUAUUAACAUCGCCCUUCCUCCUGACAGCGGACCAAAAGUGCACGUUACUGUGGCAGCGUUGUUUCCAUAGAGACAAUGUGAAUACUGUAGAUCCAGCAGAGUUGUCACCAUGGAGACAGCACCGCCAGAUGCAGGAGAGGGUAAUGUGUGUAUUUUUUUAGACAUAGAAUCUUUCUAACACUCCAGCCAUCACACAAAGCUGAUGGGAAACUAACAUGAAUAGGACUGUAGAAGGUUUAUUUAUUUAUUUUUAGACAACUUUGUUGUUUAUUGUCAUUAGUCCUUCUAAUUUGUUUACAGGGCAUUUCAUGGAAAGUGCUUUACAAAUAAAUCUUGAGGUUUUUUUCCA